AGCCCAGCCACCCUACGGUAGGUACACCAGCUCAGAACAAGCACACAUCUCUCCAUCAUGGCUGCCACCUGGACCCUGGAGGACGACAUGUCCUGCCCUGUGUGCUGCGAUGUUUUCACUGACCCUGUGGUGCUGGGCUGCAGCCACAGCUUCUGCAGGAGCUGCCUGGACAACUACUGGAACACUCAGGUCAUCAAAAAGUGCCCCGUCUGCCGCAAACAUUCCCUAACCGACGCUCCACCCAGUAACCUGGCUCUGAGGAACAUCGUGGAGACCUUUGCGAGGGAGAGGAGCCACAAUACCACCAAGCAGGAUGAGACGAGAGAGGAGGAGAAGGAGAGCCAGGGAAGGAGGGAGUCAGGAGGGAGGAGUGUGUUGGUACCGGAUGGGGAUGAAAGGUGCAUUCUCCAUGGGAAGAGGUUGUUGUUGUUCUGUGUGGAGGACCAGGAGGCUCUGUGUGCGGUGUGUCACACCUCCAGGAGACACAGGACUCAUCAGCUCUGCCCUGUGGAUGAGGCUGCUCAGGAACUCAAGGAGGAAGUGAAAGCAUCUAUCAUCCCUCUGAGGAGGAAGUUGGAGACAUUCCAAAAGUUGAAGGAGGAUUGCAUGAAAACAGCAGAACACAUCAAGAGCCAGGCCAAGCAAGCAGAAAGGAAUAUAAGAGAUGAGUUUGUGGCGCUGCAUCAACUCCUGCGCCUGGAGGAAGUUGUCCGGCUGUCUGCCCUCUCUGAGGAGGUGGACACGAAGACAGUUAUAAUGGCAGAGAAGAUUGAACACCUGGCCAAGAAGAUGACGUCCUUGACCAGCAACAUCAGAGAGAUAGAACAGGAUGUAGAGGCAAACGACCUGCCAUUUCUCCAGGCUUACAAGAACAACAAAGCAAGGGCCAACUGUACAUUGCAGGAUCCAGAGCCUGUAUCAGGGGCAUUGAUCGAUAUGGCCCAACACUUGGGCAACCUAAGGUUCAAGAUCUGGGAGAAGAUGCAGGAGAAGGUGCAAUACACCCCAGUGACUCUGGACCCCAACACCGCGGCCCCCUGGCUAUCUCUCUCAGAUGACUUGACCCGUGUGUGCGUCAGUGGAGAGAAGCCUCACGUCCCCAACAACCCAGAGCGCUGUGACACGUGUGUUUGCGUGCUGGGGGCCGACCACUUCAGUUCCGGCAGUCACUCUUGGGAGGUGGAGGUGGCGGGUAAGACCAGAUGGGACCUGGGGGUCCUGAGAGAGAGCGUGAGUAGGAAAGGGGUCCUGAGUGUGAACCCUGCCCACGGGUUCUGGGCCCUGUCCCUGAGGGACGGCGGCCAGUACAGCGCCUGCACCAUGCCCUGGACCCGUCUCACUCUGAAGAGGAGGCCCAGGAGGGUCAGAGUGUGUCUGAACUAUGAUGCGGGAGAGGUGACUUUCUAUGACCCCACUGACAUGUCACUCAUCUAUUCAUUCAGGGACAAGUUUAAAGAGCCAUUGUUGCCCUACCUCUGUCCCUGUGUGACUGACAGCGGCCGCAAUUCUGAGCCACUGAAGAUAUGCCCUGCCAAAGUCUCAUUGGUUCAUGAUGUUGGUAAUAAAGUUUUGUAGAU
Oncorhynchus keta (chum salmon) is the source of this 1577-nucleotide messenger RNA. RefSeq names its product E3 ubiquitin-protein ligase TRIM35-like. The record is from RefSeq and is a predicted model, not a curated record. The coding region runs from base 58 to 1575 and encodes 505 amino acids. Gene Ontology annotation, molecular function: protein binding; zinc ion binding. NCBI's taxonomy places the organism in Eukaryota, Metazoa, Chordata, Actinopteri, Salmoniformes, Salmonidae. The transcript has 6 exons.